This is a messenger RNA of Penicillium chermesinum, 273 nucleotides long. RefSeq lists its product as uncharacterized. The record is from RefSeq and is a predicted model, not a curated record. The transcript has a single exon. NCBI's taxonomy places the organism in Eukaryota, Fungi, Ascomycota, Eurotiomycetes, Eurotiales, Aspergillaceae. Bases 1 to 273 code for a protein of 90 amino acids.
AUGACCUCUCAUAAUCUACACGUCUCUUACACCGCUCCAGACACCACCAAGUCUUUCCAGCAUUCCAUCCCCGCCAGCGCCACGAAUGACCCUUUGGUCGCCAAACAAGCCCACUUGACGGCUCUGCAAACUCUGGUUCCCAAGCUCCAGGAUGAAAUCAAUGUCUUUUUGACCGCACGCAUGGAAGAGGACAGCAAAUCCCAGGGCCAAAUCUCCGAAAAAGAAGCGAAAGAAGAAGAGAACUACGGGGAGGAAGUGGUGGAGGAUGAGUGA